Aspergillus pseudoviridinutans is the source of this 309-nucleotide messenger RNA. Its product is annotated as putative sterigmatocystin biosynthesis cytochrome P450 monooxygenase. NCBI's taxonomy places the organism in Eukaryota, Fungi, Ascomycota, Eurotiomycetes, Eurotiales, Aspergillaceae. The coding region runs from base 1 to 309 and encodes 102 amino acids. Gene Ontology annotation, molecular function: monooxygenase activity; oxidoreductase activity, acting on paired donors, with incorporation or reduction of molecular oxygen; iron ion binding. The record is from RefSeq and is a predicted model, not a curated record. The transcript has 2 exons.
AUGGUGGAUCGCAUUUCGGCUCCUGCAGCACCUUUCAGCCAUCGGCGGGAGACUAGACCUAGACCUCCGCUCCUGGCACAAGAAAUACGGCGACGUGGAUAUCUAUGGACAUUGCCACCGCCAACUCCCAAAAGUGCAAGUCUCCCCAACAGAGGCAAGGACAUCUUCGGCGCCAACGACGUGGACCAUGGUCAUUUCCGCAAGAUGCUCUCGCACGCAUUUUCAGCCAAGGGCCUGCAGGCACGGGUAUGCAUUGUCACACAGUACAUCGAUAAACUGAUCGAGCGACUGAAGGGAUUCGCGAAGUAG